This is a messenger RNA of Lolium rigidum, 3139 nucleotides long. RefSeq names its product zinc finger CCCH domain-containing protein 4-like. Lineage: Eukaryota; Viridiplantae; Streptophyta; Magnoliopsida; Poales; Poaceae. Gene Ontology annotation, cellular component: intracellular anatomical structure; nucleolus. The record is from RefSeq and is a predicted model, not a curated record. Gene Ontology annotation, molecular function: rRNA N-glycosylase activity; RNA binding. The transcript has 11 exons. Bases 108 to 2837 code for a protein of 909 amino acids. Gene Ontology annotation, biological process: negative regulation of translation; maturation of SSU-rRNA from tricistronic rRNA transcript (SSU-rRNA, 5.8S rRNA, LSU-rRNA).
CCUGCUUCCGGCCGCCCCCCCUCCCCUAUCUCCAGUUCUGCUCCAAGGGGUGGCACCUCCCUUAGGACCUGACCGAUUGGAACAAGAGCUUUCUCGCAUCUGCUGUAAUGGUGGUCAUCGAGGAGAUACCUCCCUGGGCAGAUGCGCCUCGAUUUGACUACCGAUUGUUCAAAGACCGUUUUAAAAUGGCCAGGUCUUAUCGAUCACUCGCAGUGAAUUUGAGGAAAUUUCUUAUCAGCAUAUCAGAUGAAGAGUUGGGAGGGACCAAAUUUGUCAGGCAUAAGGGUAUUCCUGGGACAGGUGGGUUUGUCCACGAGAUACCUCAGCUGCCAACUGCUCAUGCGUAUUUCAUCAUUGUCUUGUAUCCGCCCCCGGAUCUGGAGGAUGAGGAAUUGGAUGGUGAUGGCAGAGGUGUUGAGUUACUCUUCAGUGUGAACUCACUAUAUUAUCUAGGCUUUUCAUCUGAUGACUUCUGGUGUUUAUUUCAAGAUGCAAAGGUUGUAGGAGUCAGCAAAGAGUCUGAAUCCGCUAUGAAGAUCAAACGCCUCAGCAUUAAAGGUAGUUACCAAGGGAUUGGGAUGGAUUAUGAGGAACUGAUCGUCGGAUUUGCUGGACAGCUAGAGACGUACAGAGUAUUGGUCAACCCCAGAAGGGCAAACCAGAAACAAAUAACCCGAGUUUCUUGCCGCAAUGUGCUCAGCAUUCCAGAAGCAAUGCGGUUUACAUUCCUUCUUAAGCUUCACCUCACAAGCUUUGAAAUGGGUUAUGAGAAUGCUACCAUGGAUGUUACGGUUAAGCAGGGUGAGGAAUAUCGGAAUCCUUCUACCCACUUAAACGACUGGAGCAGUUACUCUGGAAAGUGCAGGGAAGGAGAAGCAAAGUUCGCUGUAGCACACCAAAAACUUCCCAUACCAGGAAUCCCGACGUUUGAAUGCCUGCUGAACUAUGUAAAUAUUAUGUCGAACAAAGAGCAUGAGAAGGCUGAUAAAAGUGAAAAAUCUGGGCAAAACAACCUUGCUAUUGCUGAUCGGGGUGGUGAUAAGAAGGGAACUGGUGAUAAGGAUCCUGCCAAUGACAAAGAUGGAAAAGAGCAAAGGAAAAAGAACAAAAGCUCCUCAACAUGGUUCUUUGAGAGCCCUGUGAUGCCAUAUCGUUGGAUUGGCAGAUCUUUAUGCCUAACAAAGGUUUUACUGGCGACAAACAUUGUCAACUCAUCUUUCACUAUUCCUGGAGUUGCUUGUGUUAUUGAUUCAUGUAGAUCAUUGCAAGUCUAUUGGGAUCCAAUUCGGAAAACAGACUCAGCUGGGCUUAUAUGGGCUUCCAAGUCUCAGGAUGAGCAGCGGAAAGGCAGGACAGGCCGAACCUAUGAUGGUCAAAUAUAUUGCUUGGUAGCUGGAUCAUUUUACAACAGUUUAGAUUAUCGCAAACAUCCUGCCAUUUUAAGGUUAUCGUUAAGAGAGCAAGUGCUCAUGGUUUGCUGCGCAGAGCCGAGAGUUAUGAUUGAUCCUAAUGUCGUGCCGCAAAAAGUUCUUGACCCACCGAAUGCAGACGUUAUUCAGGAUGCACUAGACUCACUUGUUCAAAUUCACGCAUUGGUUAAGCCAACUUCUCCGAGAGGGCGCUAUGGGCCCACUUUUUAUGGCUGUUUGCUCAAUAGCUUGCCAUUAUCAUUUGAUGCUUCUGUUCUUGCCCUGAAAUUUGGUGAGGUUGGCUUUCUCCAUGAAGGAAUUCUAAUAUGCAUUAUGUUGGACAUCCAACCGCUUCCUAUCCUGCAACCUUUUGGCUAUCAAGAAUUGGACAAGUAUCAUCUGGAGUAUCUGAAAAAUGUGGCGAACACCCAAGAGCCAACAGUAUCUCAUCCCUUCAUCUCUAAACUUGAAGAAGUUUGGUGUGCAUUACAUAACCUCUUUCCAGCAUCACUUAACCAUGUCUGCGAAAUGUAUGAUGAUGUUAUGAGCACACUGCACUGUUUUAGGCCUUGUUUUCUUGUGGAAAUCAAUCGUCCUAGGUACCAUCAGCCUGCUGAAUUCCACCAUUCAUGUUUUCACCAUGAAGUACUAAAGCCAGAGGAUAUGAAUCCACUCUUGUUGGAAGCUGAAAGUUCUCACUUAGAUUCACAGAGGAAGUUUGCUGCAACCCCUUGUGUUUCUCCAACUAAUGUUGAGGUCAUUCUCACUGUUGUAGUACUGAAGGUGCUUAUCGCGGAGAUGAAGACGCAACUUGCAGAGGACAGGGUAGUUUCUCGUAGGAAACAAGCUAGUGGUUAUGUUCAACCAACCGUUGAAAGUGGGAUGUCUGCGUUCUUUGUUUGUGGAUCUUGUAGUCAGGGGGACACGUGCCACUUCUCUCAUUCAAAUUGUGCCCCCAAACCAGUAUGCAAGUUCUUCCUUACAUUACAGGGUUGUAAAAAUGGCAGCUCUUAUUCAUUGUUACAUGAUCGUGGCUCCUCGAAGAAGCCAUAUUUUACAUCUGGAAUAUGCCCUAAAAAAUACAGAGCCACCUCAGUAUGUUGCACAAAGUUGUUGCCUGCAGGUGGAGAUGAGAAAAUUUUUCAGCAGAAGUUCUUUGAGUAUAUUGCCAUCAAGACCUUGGCAGAAACGUUGUCCAAGUUGCAGGUCGUCUUGAUCAUUAACUACACAAAGUUUGUUCACUUACAGGCUGAAAGAUUGGAAGAGAAUGCUUCUCUUUUUCGGGUGAAUUACUCAUGUUUGAUGAAGGGACUCUUGGAUGGUUUUCAGACACCACCCGUUGCUUACACUUUCAACAUGUAUCCUCCUACUGGCGUUCAGUUUGGUGAAUAUCCAACAGAACUGCGCAGAGCCCUAAGCAGAGCCUAGAUAGAACGAACAAUCUAGGUUUCUCCCGCCUGUGAAUAGCUAGAUCAAAUCAGUUGGCGUGCUGUAAUUUUUUGGUAAGGUCGUAGUCAGACUAGAGUUGAAAACGGUGUUGACAACAACUAACGGUUGUUUCAAAUUCUCAUCUGAAUUCCCCCGCACAUUGGAAUCUUAUCCGUGGUGACGACUAACGGUGGUUUUUAGCUAGUGGAUUUACCUUUCUUCUUGUUGAGAAUUUGAAAUGUUGAUGUGGAAAACGUUCAUAUCUUGAGAAGGUUGGAUGUUGGUAGGUAAUCCUAUUUCCA